Plenodomus lingam JN3 is the source of this 1293-nucleotide messenger RNA. RefSeq lists its product as uncharacterized. Gene Ontology annotation, cellular component: intracellular anatomical structure. Lineage: Eukaryota; Fungi; Ascomycota; Dothideomycetes; Pleosporales; Leptosphaeriaceae. Gene Ontology annotation, molecular function: NADPH dehydrogenase activity; NADP binding; FMN binding. The record is from RefSeq and is a predicted model, not a curated record.
AUGGGCGAGGAUACUACGCACUCACAUCAUGCCGUGGAGAAGGAUAUCCCAGAGGAUAAGCAUUUGAAGCAGGUUCCCAAGCAGGAUGAGUUGAGGAACAAGGCUGCGCCUAAUGCUCCCUACUUCACACCUGAGCAAUCCCCCCCUGCUGGCACCGCGUUGGGCAUGCUGGAUGGCAGCAGCAAGAUUCCCAAACUCUUCCAGCCACUCAAGCUGCGCGGUCUCCAACUGCAGAACCGUCUCGCGCUUUCGCCUCUGUGCCAGUACUCUGCCCAGGAUGGCCAUCUGACGGACUGGCACCUCACCCACUUGGGCGGAAUCAUCCAACGUGGCCCUGGAUUGGCCCUCGUCGAAGCUACAUCCGUCCAAGAGAAUGGCCGCAUCACCCCAGAAGACUCUGGGCUAUGGAAAGACUCGCAAAUGGCGCCUCUGAAGCGCAUCGUCGACUUUGCCCACUCCCAAGGCCAGAAAAUCGGCAUCCAGCUCGGCCACGCAGGCCGCAAAGCCAGCACCGUCGCCCCCUGGCUCAGCAAAGGCGACAUCGCCACCCCCGAUCUAAACGGCUGGCCAGAUGACGUCCACGGCCCCUCGGCCCUCGCGUUCAAUGACCACCACUGCACACCCAAAGCCAUGACACUGUCCGACAUUGAGGCCUUGAAAUCCGACUUCCGCGCCGCCAUCCAGCGCGCCCUGAAAAUCGGUUUCGACACGAUUGAAAUCCACAAUGCCCACGGCUACCUCUUACACUCGUUCCUCUCCCCAGCCUCAAACACGCGCACAGACGCCUAUGGCGGCUCGUUUGAAAACCGCACCCGACUCACGCUCGAAAUCGUAGACAUUGCCCGCCAAACCAUUCCCAACGACAUGCCCCUCCUCCUACGCAUCAGCGCAACCGACUGGCUCGAAGAAGCCGGGAUCGAGGGCUGGACAGUCGAGCAAACGGUACGUCUAGCCGAGAUCCUCGCCUCAAAGGGCGUCGACCUCCUCGACGUCUCCUCUGGCGGCCUUCACGAAAAACAGCACAUUCACGCCGGCCCGGGCUACCAGGAGCCGUUUGCAAAGGCGGUCAAGGACAAGGUCGGCGACAAGAUGCUCGUUGGCACCGUGGGCAAUAUUACCAGCGGUAAGCAGGCGAAUGCCUACCUCGAGCGGGAUGAUUUGGACCUCGCUUUCAUCGGCCGCAUGUUUCAAAAGAACCCGGGGUUCGUGUGGCAGUGUGCGGAUGAGUUGGGGGUUGAGGGUCGCUGGGCGAAUCAGAUUCGGUGGGGAUUUGGAGGGAGGGGGAAGAAAUAG